This is a messenger RNA of Mauremys mutica (yellowpond turtle), 858 nucleotides long. Its product is annotated as parvalbumin beta. Bases 342 to 671 code for a protein of 109 amino acids. The record is from RefSeq and is a predicted model, not a curated record. The transcript is spliced from 6 exons. NCBI's taxonomy places the organism in Eukaryota, Metazoa, Chordata, Testudines, Geoemydidae. Gene Ontology annotation, molecular function: calcium ion binding. Gene Ontology annotation, cellular component: nucleus; cytoplasm.
UUCCUAGGUGAAAGAAUUCUAUUGUUCAUAAUCAGAUCCAUCGCAUAACUGAAACUGCUGUCUGAACUGUCAACUACUCCAUCCAUUCUAAAGGCAUAUGAUCCUCACCCUUGGAGAAAAUUUUUGCACUGACAAGCAAGCAUUUUUCAACAUGACUAUUCAUUAAAGCGCUAAGUAUUAGAUCUUUCAGGAAAUAGCUCAGAUUUGGUAUUCUGAAAUUACCUUUUCCACAGCAUUUUGAGAUAUUAGAUCUGGAAAAAUGGUAUAAAAUAUUUUCUUCAUGUGUUGAAGAUUGCUUUGGUGUAGCUGAAGUUAUUUCCCCACACAACAAAUGUUCAGCAAUGGCUAUGACUGAUAUCCUUUCUGCUCAAGAUAUUGAAGCUGCUCUUACCAGCUGCAAGGCUGCUGACUCUUUCAACUACAAGUCUUUCUUCUCCAAGGUUGGUCUAAAAGGCAAGUCUACUGACCAGGUAAAGAAAAUUUUUGGAAUCCUUGACCAGGACAAGAGCGGCUUCAUUGAGGAAGAUGAGCUUCAGCUGUUCCUGCAGAAUUUCUCCUCAAGUGCCAGAGCUCUAACUGCUGCUGAGACCAAGGCUUUCAUGGCUGCAGGUGACACUGACGGUGAUGGCAAAAUUGGAGUGGAUGAAUUCCAGGCUCUGGUGAAGGCAUAAAGAGCAUUAGACCAAAAGCAACAAUGGACAGUCUCUUCAAAUUCCCUCCUCCAACAAGCACCUCACACUCAGCACAUAUUUGUACAUUUUUAUAUUGUCUCAUGGCAUUAGUAAAAUGCCUGUAUGUUAACUCCACAUAUGGGACUGUUAAGAGAUCUUGCAAUGUACAGGUAUUUUGGUCAUGUGG